AUUGUUUGAAGUAAACAGUAUGGAUAUUUGCCAAUUCUGUAUUUUCUAAAAUAUGUGGAGAAUAAUACAGUGGAAGAGUGUUUAAUUCACUAUAAUUUGAAGCAUUUGAAAAUGUGGCCCAUGCUCUUAAAUUUAACCCACGACGAAUGUCGUCGGACGCUCCGAAGACUUGAAUUGGAAGCCUACUCUAAUAUGAUCAGUGUAUUUAGAGCUCAGGGGGCAUUGGAAGACAACAGAAAAAAGUUACUCGAGGAGCUACGCGCCGUUUUGCAUAUAAGCAAUGAUCGGCAUAGCGCUGAGGCGCGCCGCGUGUCUAAUGAUGAAUUAUUGGCUACAAUUGCAGAACAGUUAGCAGGUCCCAAUACAGGUCUAGGAUGGAUCAGUGAAGGUCGUCGGAGGAUACCCCUUUUGCCGCGUGGUAUUCCUCAGACAAUGUACACAGAGAUUGCAGAUAAAGCAGCUGAGGCUGCUGCUGCUGAAAAUAAAGAGCUUAUAAAGAAACUUGAAGCUGAGAAGCUUGUUGCUCCUAAAUCAAAUGAGGAAGAUAUAUCUGAGGCUGAAGGACAAACAGCCGAGGGUGCACUUCCUUCAAAUGAAAUUGCAGAAGAUAUGUUGUAUCCACCAGUAGCUAUGGAAGAUCAAACAAGCAAACUAUGGGACACAGAAAUAAUAUGUCGUAAAAGAAAGAUUCCUGAAGGAGGUGUAGUACCUGAUGAUGUAACGACUCCAGUCAAAAAUAUGAGGAAUAUCCCUGUAAACACAAAUCAGAAACAUCUGAAUUUGUCACAGAUAUAUUCGAAAUUUUCUCAACCGGUUACAAGUAAAUCAUCUGGCCAAUCAAAACAUUCAUAUAAUCAAGUCAGCAAAGUAUCCACUAGUAAAUCAAGUCAAGCUCAUACACAAAAACCACAUAAACACAGAUCACUUAAAGGUUCUAAAAAUUCUGCUCAAGCUGCCAUGACAAAAUCUCAAAUAAAAAGACAACAGGAACUAACCAUGUCACCUGGUAAACAAUACAAUCCUACAUCAAUGCAACUCGACUAUUCUGGCCCACCUAACACCUUUCAGGCUAGUUACGCUCAGUCAGUAUUAGGUAGCAAACCCAAACCUGACUAUAUUGAUGAUAUGAAACCGAAAGGUCUAACAUCCCCCGGCAUAAUGACUGAUUCCCCAACUAUGCAACUUUUAACACAACCUGCGACAUUACCGCACGAGCUAGGAGUAUCAGAUAACUUGCAUGCAGAUGAUCCAUCCACAUUGCAGGCACAAGGAAUGCCUACUGCGAAACAAGCAAUAAGCAACAAACCUUGUCAUCUCAUAAUAAAGAAACGCGGUGAAAUCACUCCUGACAACAAAGUACAAAUGUCAGAACUGAAAAUAUUACAAAAACCAUCUGAAGGAGGAAUAAAAGUAUUAUCAAAUCGGCCAGUUGUUGUAACGCCAACUUCGACGCAAAAACCUUUAACAUCAGGAAAGAUUGUAGCUACAAAGGUUAUAGGUUCCAUACCAAAAAGUAGGGCACCAGGGACCCCAUCAGAGAAAAUGAUUGUUGUAUCAAAACCGACAUCGGAAAUCAAAACGUUGUCUAAUUCUAAAAUUAUUAUUACAUCCUCUGUAGCUAACACACCAGGCAAAAAUAUGGUCCCAGUAAACACAAAUAGUAUAUCACCUAAAACUACUGAAUCCUUUACUCCUAAAGGGAUACCCACUACAGAUCUGAAAGUGUCAGCUAAAACUGUAGUUUUAAAUCCGAAGUCAGGUCAAAAGAUGGUCGUACUACCGGCAAAGGCUCGAACGAAACCGGGGCCUGAAGGACAAAUACCACUCUUGCAUUUUAAAGGACUCUCAACGGCAAUGAAACUGGUACCUGUCGGUUCUCAAGUAGCGACUCCCGUUUCUAAAUCUGUAGCAUUACCUGUAGUCUCAAAACCAACUGUGGUCAACGCAAUCGCUUCGAGUACUAAACUUGUUAAUGUGGAACCAAUUAAAACAGCUAACUUGGCUGAUAUUGUGCCAGUCAAAGGCAUGACUCCUAUUACUACACCAAAAAUAACGAAUCCUAUCCUUCGACCGGCAAGUACAAAGGGCAGCGUAAUUGUUGUACAAAAAGGAGCUACCAUUGGAAAAGCGUUGACUUUUACAAAGAACGGUAACGAUAUGUCAAAAAUAAUAAUGGGAAAGAACAUAAACCAACUUUUACAAACAUCGAAAUGUGAUCAAACCGAUGUCUCUAAGUGUGGCGGGAACGUGAUUGUUCUAGAACUGAAUAACGACCAAACUGGCCGUGCAACUACUAUGUCGGAAAUAUUGGAAAGUAGAAACGCCAAUAUUGAAUCCGAGGAGAGAACUAAAGUCGCACAAAUUACCCAAGAUACUCCUGUAUUAUUUGAGACUCCAAUCACCGACGAUACUUGUAAUGCAAGUAGUUUGGACUCUACUGCUGACAGUAUAGGUGGUAUAGAACCCAUGGAAGAUUCUAGUAUACCUACUCUAGAAAAAGAGGUUGAAAAAUCUAGUUUUAGCAAAAACGUAGAGGGUGGUAAGGAUUCGUCAAGUGUCACUGAUUGGGAGAUGGAGUUAGACACCGUAUCCCGGAAAGGCAAAGAUGAUGAUGACAAGUUGAACUCUUUGCAUUUGGAUCUUGGAAUGUCCAGCGACAGUGAAAAUGAGUACAUGGUGGACAGCCACAAAUCCAAAAGUAAACACUCUUCACAGGAGAGCAUCUCAACAGCAGCAGUUGGUGGAGAACCCAGUGAAAUUUACGGCACUUCGUCGGGAUUAUCAUUAGCCACGCGAACACUGUUAAGCCAACUUCAAGACGACGGUUCAUCGAGCAACGAUUCGUCUUUCGCGCUCAAAUCAAAAGCAGCCGAAAAAUUGAAAGAGUCAGAUUCGAAAAUCGAUAAAUCUGAAUCGGACGCGUUGACGAAAGCGAAAGAGAAGUUGUCGGAGAAGGUGGCCGAGGCUAAAUCGCAGCAAAAGCGGAUAGAUAUAUACAGUACGGCGAUUAGUUCGUCGGAUAUAAAUUUGGAUUCUUUCUCGUAUUUGGCGGAGAGUAUGAUGGUUGGUGAUGAUGUGUUCUGCGGAGAGGAGACGAAGGCUCGAGAGUCUCGGCAACAAGACGUUCUUCACGACCAACUCAGUAGACUACUGGGCGAAGACUCUGCCAACUCCACUGACUCACAAACUGUAAGUGAAACUAUGCCUUUAAGUAAAUGAGCAAUACUCUAGGGUUAAAUCUGGUAUCGUAAAGAUGUAAUGACUUAGAAUAAACUGGGACAUAUAAUGUGAAGUGGUGUGAAGUUACGAGGUAAUCUCUGUAUUGUUUUUGUUGAAAUGAUAAAAUUUUUCGAACGAUGUGUUGUACUGUACUGUGUGUAUAAUAUAUUGUCUUUUAUUGAU
Messenger RNA from Diatraea saccharalis (sugarcane borer), 3402 nucleotides. Lineage: Eukaryota; Metazoa; Arthropoda; Insecta; Lepidoptera; Crambidae. The record is from the annotation of a GenBank genome assembly.